AGGGUCCAAGAUGUGGGCGUACCACAUCCUGCUGGCGGUGGUGUGGUGCGGGGGCACACUGGUCGCAGCGGACAUAGACCGGCGCCGUUUCUCCAACCCCACCUACUACAAUGUUGGAGGAGUUCUAUCCAGUAACGAGUCCAUCGCAUUCUAUAAGGACACUAUAUCGAAUCUGAACUUCAAAGACCAAUAUGUGCCUCGAGGAGUGACGUACCAUGAUUAUUCCAUGCUUAUGGACCCGAAUCCUAUUAAAACGGCGCUGAACGUCUGCAAGGAUCUCAUUGCCCAUCGAGUAUACGCAGUCGUGGUCUCCCAUCCACUGACAGGAGACCUCUCCCCAGCAGCAGUCUCCUACACCAGCGGGUUCUACCAUAUACCAGUCAUUGGUAUUUCAUCAAGAGAUUCUGCGUUCUCGGAUAAGAACAUUCAUGUAUCAUUUCUUCGGACAGUGCCACCGUAUUCACAUCAGGCUGAUGUAUGGGUUGAUGUGUUGAAGCACUUCAACUACAUGAAGGUCAUAUUCAUUCAUAGUUCUGAUACCGAUGGCAGGGCUAUUCUAGGACGGUUCCAAACGACUUCUCAGAGCGUGGAUGAAGAUGUGGACCGUAAGGUAGUAGUGGAGCAAGUCAUAGAGUUCGAACCAGGACUCGACUCCUUCAGUGAUCGGCUCAUGGAUGUGAAAGGUGCCCAAGCAAGAGUGUUCCUUAUGUAUGCCAGUAAAACGGACGCAGAGAUCAUCUUCCGUGAUGCUACGUUCCUCAAUAUGACGACAGUGGGAUACGUAUGGAUGGUGACGGAACAGGCGCUGGAUGCGGCCAAUGCUCCUGAAGGCCUGCUGGGCCUAAGACUGGUCAAUGCUACCAACGAGCAUGCACAUAUUCAAGACUCUAUAUACGUGUUGGCAUCGGCUAUCCGUGACAUGAAUACGUCUGAAGAGAUCCACGCCCCGCCAUCUGAUUGCGACAAUUCAGGGUCCAUUUGGACCACAGGCCGUUUGCUGUUCGAUUAUAUUAGAAAACAACGUUUAGAAAAUGGGGCCACUGGCCAUGUGGCCUUCGAUGACCAUGGAGAUCGCGUCCACGCAGAGUACGACAUGGUCAAUGUUAGAGCUCAGGGCGAACAUGUUGCUGUCGGCAAAUAUUUUUAUUUUAAAGAAACUCAAAAGAUGCGGCUUGAACUGAAGGAGCAGGAAAUAAUAUGGAUGGGACGCAGCACAUCGAAACCGGAGGGAUUUAUGAUACCCACACAUCUCAAGGUAUUAACGAUUGAGGAGAAGCCAUUCGUGUAUACUCGGCGAAUAGACGAUGGUAGUGAGUGCACGCCCGAGGAGAUUCCCUGCCCCCACUACAAUGCCAGUGAGGAUACAGAUCAGCUCUAUUGCUGCAAAGGUUUCUGCAUGGACCUUCUAAAGCAUCUAUCAAAGGCCAUCAACUUUACCUACUCGCUGGCCCUGUCGCCGGACGGUCAAUUCGGGAACUACAUUAUACGUAACCUCACACAACCCGGUGCUAAGAAGGAAUGGACUGGACUCAUAGGAGAACUGGUAUACGAACGUGCGGAUAUGAUUGUGGCUCCCUUGACAAUAAACCCAGAACGGGCCGAGUUCAUAGAAUUCAGUAAGCCUUUCAAAUACCAAGGUAUAACCAUUUUAGAGAAGAAGCCAUCUCGAUCAUCGACGUUGGUAUCGUUUUUGCAACCGUUUUCCAACACUCUAUGGAUUCUAGUGAUGGUAUCUGUCCACGUGGUGGCUCUAGUGCUGUACCUACUCGACAGAUUCUCCCCCUUCGGAAGGUUCAAGCUGGCGAACAUUGAUGGAACGGAGGAAGACGCUUUGAACCUUUCCAGUGCUAUAUGGUUCGCUUGGGGAGUACUCUUGAAUAGCGGUAUUGGCGAAGGCACUCCUCGUAGUUUCUCAGCGCGCGUGCUCGGCAUGGUGUGGGCAGGUUUCGCAAUGAUCAUCGUCGCCUCCUACACUGCCAACUUGGCUGCCUUCCUCGUGCUCGAACGGCCUAAGACGAAGCUUACAGGAAUCAACGAUGCCAGGCUUCGCAAUACCAUGGAGAAUCUGACCUGCGCCACGGUUAAGGGAUCAGCUGUCGAUAUGUAUUUUAGACGACAAGUUGAACUGUCGAAUAUGUAUCGAACAAUGGAAGCAAAUAAUUAUGAUAACGCUGAGCAAGCUAUCGAGGACGUUAAGAACGGUAAACUAAUGGCAUUCAUUUGGGAUUCAUCUCGCUUGGAAUUCGAAGCAGCCCAGGACUGUGAGCUAGUGACGGCAGGGGAACUGUUUGGUCGCUCAGGCUAUGGCGUGGGAUUGCAAAAGGGCUCUCCUUGGGCGGACCUAGUCACACUGGCUAUAUUGGAUUUUCAUGAGAGUGGUAUAAUGGAGUCUUUGGAUAACCUAUGGAUCCUUCGGAACAACAUGCUAAACUGUGAAGAAAAUGAGAAAACGCCGAACACAUUGGGCUUGAAGAACAUGGCGGGAGUGUUUAUACUUGUGUUAGCGGGUAUUAUAGGGGGCAUAGUUCUGAUAGUGAUCGAAGUGGUGUACAAACGGCACCAGAUCAAGAAACAGAAGCGGAUGGAGAUCGCGCGCCACGCCGCCGACCGCUGGCGCGGAGCUGUCGAGGUAAACCGAAUAAAGGCGGAAGCCAUGGAUGUGGACCACUUCGAUGUCAAACAGCAGUUAGAGAAAACGGAAGACGCUUCGAGCCGCCAUCUUGCCGUCACAGCGCAGAGCCAAGUCGAAUGGAGUGAAGGAAGCUGGCAGUAUCAGUUUGGCUGUAGAGAGAGGCGCCCGACGCCGGGACGAGCCGCGUGUUCCUAGGUACCUGCCAGCCUACACGCCCGAUGUCUCCCAUCUAGUCGUGUAAACUAUAAUUACUAAGGCCUACGUAACGCGAGUUUAUCCAUUGGAUAUUUCUUAUCGCACUAUGUACACUAGGCCUAUUGGUGUUGUUCGUCCUAAAGUAGUUAGAAUUUGAAUCGUUGCUGUGAAUUUAGCUUAUGAUAUUGUGAAGAAUUUAAUAAGCUCAACUUAGGUAUUUGUUUAGUUGUUAAUUAAUUAGGUAUCUACAAUCUGUGGUGGCAGAUUUAUUGACAAGACGAAGGACUAGUCUUGUUUGCAAAAUAUUCAGUAGUUAUUGAC
Messenger RNA from Spodoptera exigua (beet armyworm), 3148 nucleotides. Lineage: Eukaryota; Metazoa; Arthropoda; Insecta; Lepidoptera; Noctuidae. The record is from the annotation of a GenBank genome assembly.